Lycium ferocissimum is the source of this 1346-nucleotide messenger RNA. RefSeq names its product myb-related protein 330-like. Bases 273 to 1121 code for a protein of 282 amino acids. The transcript has 3 exons. The record is from RefSeq and is a predicted model, not a curated record. Lineage: Eukaryota; Viridiplantae; Streptophyta; Magnoliopsida; Solanales; Solanaceae.
CCUACCUAACACUUUAGGCCUACCCCACCAUACACCCAAGAUAUAUAUCUUUCUAUUCCCUUUUUUCCAUCUCCAUUAGAGAGACUAGACUAGAAGUACCAAACAGUUUUAGUCUUAUCAAGAAGAGAAGAGAAAAUAGUGAAAGAGACAAGGUCCUAGCUAGGGGUACUUAUCAUCAAACUCUUUGCUUUUUCCUAUUACUAUAAUUCUACCCAAAAAUCCAAUUCUUGAAAACCAAACAGAAAGGAAAGGAAAAGAAAAUAUUUCAAAGCAUGGGACGUUCACCUUGUUGUGAAAAAGCUCAUACAAAUAAAGGAGCAUGGACUAAAGAAGAAGACCAACGCCUUAUCAAUUAUAUUCGUGCUCAUGGUGAAGGUUGCUGGCGUUCUCUCCCUAAAGCUGCAGGAUUGCAAAGAUGUGGAAAGAGCUGCAGAUUGAGAUGGAUAAAUUACCUAAGGCCUGAUCUCAAAAGAGGGAACUUUACUGAAGAUGAAGAUGAAUUGAUCAUCAAACUCCAUAGUUUACUUGGAAACAAAUGGUCAGUUAUAGCUGGAAGAUUACCUGGAAGAACCGAUAAUGAAAUCAAGAACUACUGGAACACACACAUUAAGCGAAAACUCAUCAGCCGUGGCAUUGAUCCUCAAACUCACCGUCUGCUCAACGCGGGCGCAGUCUCCACCACUAACUCCGCCACCACCACCGCAACCAAAAUUAUCAGCAUGGAUUUCAAAAACAACGUUGACCAAAAACCCAAUAUUAUUAUCAACCAGCAGAGCAAUAUUGCCACAUCAUCAUAUGAUGAAACAAAAUGCAGUAGUGGUACUACUGAGGAAACAAAGCCACCAGAAAUCAUUCCACAAAAAACCUCACAAGUGAUGAUAAAUCUUGAACUUUCAAUAGGGUUGCCAUUACAUAAUGAUCAUAUAUCUUCAGCUGAGUCAACGGCCUCAUACAACUUCUUGGCAGCCGUAGCACCACCGCCAACGGUGGAAGCACCGGUGGCUGCCGCGACGGAGAUGGUGGCAAAAACAGUUUGCUUGUGUUGGCAAAUUGGAUUUGAAGGUGGUGGUCAGUGUAGUGGUAAAUGCAAAAACACAACUGGAUUUUACAGAUUUUGUUGACCUUUUUGGAUAAUUAAGUACUACUAUACUUUUUUUAAAUACCAUUUUGUGAUAAGUGAAUAUCUUAUCUUUUAGGUUUAGAUAGUAAUUUUUUGUUUUUCAUUUUUGAACUUCUGGAUGCGUGAAUUUUUGCCUUCUAAUUGUAAUCAUCCGCUAGUACAUUUGUGGGAACAACUUACCACGUUAUGAUUUGGAAGAUGUAUUUAAUUUCCUAAUUGCAGUCUA